AUGCAAGAUCUGUUAUAUAGUUAUGACUCUGAUACGAAGAAAAAUGAUAAUACUGAAAAUACACGAGAUGAAUAUUAUAAGAAACAAUUUAAAGUAAAAUAUUAUUUAAAAGUUGUUAUUGGAGUAUCAUUAUUUGUUUCAAUAUUUUUUCUAAUAAUGAGAAUGAUAACAAUUAAAAAGUCAUAUGUUUGUAGUAAAGGAUAUAAUUCAUUAUUAGUUAAUUACGAAGACCCCCCUUUUAUUGAUGUUAAAAAUACAACACAAUUUUACACUUUUGUUGAUCCAUCUUAUUCAUUAACAUUUUAUGGAACAUUUAUUGAACAACAAGUCGGAGGUUUUUUUAAUAGAGACAUUCUUCUACCAAAAAUUACAUUAAAUGAUUCUCGUUUCAGUUUUAAUAGAGAGUUCAUUGGUUGUGCUACUAGUGGGUGGUUUGACCAUUAUAAAAAAUGUGAAAGAUUAGUUAUUUCCUUUGAAUUAAAUACUACAGAAGAAAUGAUAAUUCAACCAUAUCCAGUUACUAUUACAAUAGAAGAUCCAAAACCUACAUAUUCUAUGUAUUUUAGUGAAUUUUCAAAUAUUGGAUGUUCAAGUAAUUUUACUGUUCUUGUUAUUCCAUUACAAAAACAGAAUUGUUAUCCAUCUAUUACAUCUCCUUCUAUUUUUUGUGUAAAUUCUACAAAAGAAAAUCAAGUAAAAUCAAUUAAUUUUACAAUGUCAUAUGAUGAAAAUUGGGAGUUAAUGAAUAGUUAUUAUCCAUUUAUUCACCAAAUAUCACUUUGUUCAGAUAAUCAUUAUGAAGAUAAACAAAUGUUACCAAGUUUAAUUAAUAUUGUAGAGUUUAAAAAUCAAGUUUAUAUUACUAGUAGACAUCUUAAUGUUACUCAAUUAAAUUAUACUGGUAAAAACCAAAAAUAUAUUAUUGAAUCAAGUCAUCAUGGUAUUAUUGCCAAUGUUACUUUCUAUUCUUCAAUAGAAUAUCACGCUGUUAUUGAAACAGAUCGUAAAUUAGAAUUUCUUGCUAUUCCUUUUGUUUAUAAAAAGAAUGAUAAUUCUUUUAGAAGUUCUUAUAUUGCUGGUGGGUUUUAUGUAAAUCAAUUAAGUUUUAUUAGUUAUGAAAUUCUUCCAUCAAAUACUUCAUUAUCAUUGAUAAAUGUUAUUGCUCCUUUUACAUUUUAUUUAGAUAAAUUACCAAUUAUUACUAUUAAUGACAACCCAACAAGUAUUUAUGACUAUGCUAAUCCAACCAUUCUUCCAUUUAGUCAAUUCUUUAGGUAUUCUCAAACAUUAGUUUCUUCAACAAAUAUUACUGUUCAAACUCGUGAAUUAAUUAAAUCAAUGAAAGAUGUAAAAUCAAUCAAAAUAGAAAUACCUGAAUGUGUUGAUUGCGAAUAUACUCAAUAUUAUUCUUAA
Molecule: messenger RNA, 1413 nt
Organism: Entamoeba nuttalli P19
Lineage: Eukaryota; Evosea; Mastigamoebida; Endamoebidae
Exons: 1
Coding region: 1-1413 (470 amino acids)
Source: RefSeq, a predicted model, not a curated record